UUCUCCAUCAUCUCUGCUUUCAUCCUCAACUCUCAUUCUCAAAUUGUAAACUUUCUUGAAAAUGGCAGCAUCCACCCCUACUACUUCUCUCAUGCUAGACUCAGCCUUAACUAACGAAAUCUUCUCCAUCCUCGAAAACAAGUUUCUGUUCCAUGACAUGAAUAAAUCCUCAUCUGGGAAAGUCAGAAUCUUGUCCAUUGAUGGAGCUGGUUCCACUGAUGGUAUCUUAGCAGCUAAGGCUCUCGUCCAUCUCGAGGCCUUUCUUCGUAAAAAAUCUGGUUGUCAAAAUGCCAGCAUUGCUGAAUAUUUUGAUGUUGUUGCUGGUUCUGGAGCAGGAGGCGUUCUCGCCGCAUUGUUGUUCACCCGUGGAAAAGAUGGCGGUCCAAUUCUUAGUGCCGGGGAAGCUCUGGAUUUCAUCAUCAAGCAGCGUCGGAGGAUUUUCCGCUCCUCGCCGCAGGGGAUUAUCCGGCGAAUUUUUCGACCGUCGAAGGUAGAGAAGGUGUUUCGGAGAAUUUUCGGGGAGUCAACUUUGAAAGACACGUUGAAGCCGGUUUUGAUUCCCUGCUACGAUCUGUCGAGUCACGCGGCAUUCGUGUUCUCACGCGCCGACGCGUUGGAAAUAGACAGCUACGAUUUCAAGAUGAAGGAUGUCUGCGUCGCGACGACGGCAGAUCCAGCGGCGGUGGGAGCUGUGGAGAUGAGAUCAGUGGACGGCAGGAGCAGGAUCAUGGCUGUGGAAGGCGGAAUCGCCAUGAACAACCCGACCGCAGCGGCAGUAACGCACGUGCUGAAUAACAAACAGGAAUUCCCGUUCUGCAACGGAGUGGGGGAUCUCCUGGUGGUGUCUUUGGGAAACGGAGAGUGCGGACUAAGUUCACCGGACCCAACCUUUCUUAAAAUCGCCGGGGACAGAGCUUCCGAUACGGUGGACGAGGCAGUAUCGAUGGCGUUCGGAGAGCACCGGGUGAGCAAUUACGCUCGCAUCCAGGGGAACGGACUGAUAAAAUUCAGCAAAGAAAGCGAUGUAGUGAGAUUGGCAGAGGAAAUGUUGGGUCAGAAAAACGUAGAGUCGGUUCUGUUUGAAGGGAAGAAGAUGGGAGGGGUUACAAACUUGGAGAAAUUAGAGGCGUUUAGCGGCGAGAUAAUUAAGGAGCAAGAGAGGAGGAAAACCAGCAUUCUACCCAUUGUGGUCUUGAGGCAUCAUGCAUCCGUCUCACCAAGAACAUCAUCCGCCACUACUACUUCAACGCUUUCCUCUAAUUAGGCAUGAAAUCUCUCCUGUUGUACCCACAAUCUCUGUUGCCGCUCCUCGUCAAAUAUGGUGGAGUCCGGGCUGACUUUUUCUGUUAGGUUAUACAGUUUUACAAUUUUUAUUUUUUUUCCUUUUAAUGAUGUUGGUUAUUCCAUUAGAGUUGACUGUCUCUUAAGAUGGUGUGAUAUUUAUCUUACUACAAAAUUGCUUGUUUAUUGACAUC
Molecule: messenger RNA, 1475 nt
Organism: Rubroshorea leprosula
Lineage: Eukaryota; Viridiplantae; Streptophyta; Magnoliopsida; Malvales; Dipterocarpaceae
Source: the annotation of a GenBank genome assembly